AUGAGUUCGAGCCUUUCGUACUAUCCCAUCCCUUCAAACAUGGCCCUCGUAAUAGUCGGUGCAUCAGGCAAACUCGGCUUCGCAACACUCAACUCCCUCCUGGACGACGGCUACAUCGCCAGCGAGAUCGUCUGCACCACUUCUUCGGACACCGGAGCACAAAAGCUGAGCACCUUCGAGCAGAAAGGCGGCUGUGUACGACGUGUGAACUGGGAUGACGACCAUGAAGCCUGGCAAGCAGCUCUCAGUGGCUGUGAUAAGCUGUUCUUGAUUUCUAGUGCAAGGAUCAACAAGGACUUCAACGAUGCUCCUCCAGGGCAGGGCAGAGAGGAAGAUCACUUCAGGGCUCUUGAGGCGGCGAGUGACGCUGGUGUGAAACAUGUCUACUACACCAGUCUGGCCUUUGCGAACCCGAGCAAGAGCCGUGUCAUGACUGCUCAUGAGCGGACGGAGGCGUGGUUGAAGGAGAAGUGGGCGGGAGGAUAUACUAUCAUCCGAGAAGGGUUGUACAAUGAGAGCUGGCCAUUGUACUUUGGAUACUACUACGAGCUUCAAAAGGAUGCACGAGAUGAGGUCGUGGUGGGCGGCGACAGCGAGAUAAGCUGGACCAGUAUAGCGGAUCUGGGACUCGCGAAUGCUUUGAUACUUGCUGCACCAAGCCAGGAAUGGGAUCAACGAACGCUUUAUCUGGCUCAGAAGCGCACACGGAGUCUCAAGGAUGUUGCGGCGUUGGUCUCCAAGGCCAAAGGACAGGACACAGUGCUGCAGAUCUUGUCAAGGACCGAGCAUGAGGCUUUCUACACUUGGGAACGAGGUAUGCCGAAGAGCGAUGUUACAUGGUGGAGCUACACGUACGACGCACUUAGAGACAAUGAGUGCGAGAUCGACGAUCCUACGCUUGAGCAGUUGCUGGCGAGGAAAGGUGGAAAACCAAAGCAGAUGGAGGAGACGGUGGCGGAGAUGAUGAAGGCAUAA
Recurvomyces mirabilis is the source of this 975-nucleotide messenger RNA. RefSeq lists its product as uncharacterized. Lineage: Eukaryota; Fungi; Ascomycota; Dothideomycetes; Mycosphaerellales; Teratosphaeriaceae. The transcript is spliced from 2 exons. Bases 1 to 975 code for a protein of 324 amino acids. The record is from RefSeq and is a predicted model, not a curated record.